AAUAUCUUGCGUAAUCUGAUCGUGCUCCAUACAUCACACACGAGGGAGAAUUUACUUCUCAGGAUUUUGCAAACAGAUAACAAAAAACAUUAAACUUUGCAAAGAUGAUUCCACAUUCCUGAUUCCGGGCACACUUCAUAUAUGGUUCAUUAAUAGACACAACCACACAUACAGUGUUUCAGUGUUUAUUGUUCUUGCUGCCUUGAAUGGCAUCAACUAUUCUGUUCAAUUUCAGGCUCUCUCAGUUUAACACACUGCACCAUCAACGGGUAAAGAGACCAAAAGCUCUUGUAUCCUCCUCUCGUAUCAUUCCACGUCAUGUUUCUUCCAUUAACGAUCAUUUGGGGCUAAAACAUGUCACAUACCCGCUUCUUCAAUCUCACUCUACCCCUAAGCGCAGAUUCCACGUUGGAGCGCAGAAGGAGAAUUAUGCAGGGGAAGGCUCUGAAUCUCUUGUUUCUGACGCAACGUACCAAGAGAAAUUUUCUUGGUCUUCUGUAAUUCUUCCGUUUCUGUUCCCUGCGUUGGGUGGCUUGUUAUUUGGUUAUGAUAUUGGUGCCACCUCCGGUGCUACAAUUUCACUGCAGUCUCCUGAGCUUAGUGGUAUAACAUGGUUCAAUCUUUCUGCCAUUCAGCUGGGACUUGUGGUUAGUGGUUCCCUAUAUGGGGCUCUUCUUGGCUCACUUCUCGCAUAUGCCAUAGCUGAUUUCCUGGGGAGGAAGCGACAACUCAUUGCUGCAGCCUUGUUGUAUGUAUUCGGCGGUGCAAUUACUGCCUAUGCACCAGAACUUGGUGUUCUCUUAGCAGGAAGGCUGCUUUAUGGACUUGGUAUAGGUUUGGCCAUGCACGGGGCUCCUUUAUAUAUCGCAGAAACUUGUCCAUCACAAAUCCGUGGGACUCUAGUAUCAUUGAAAGAACUCUUCAUUGUCCUUGGGAUUCUGCUGGGUUAUUUUGUGGGAAGCUUUCAGAUUAAUACAGUAGGGGGGUGGCGGUUUAUGUAUGGAAUUAGUGCUCCACUUGCUAUAUUAAUGGUGCUUGGAAUGUGGAUUCUCCCCCCUUCUCCACGGUGGUUGCUUCUCAGAGCAGUGCAAGGAAAAGGUUCUUUUCGAGAUUUAAAGGAAAAAGCAAUUGUUUCCCUGAGCAAAUUAAGGGGCCGACCACCAGGUGGCAAAGAAUCUGAGAGGCAAAUAGAAGAGACCCUUCUCUCAUUGAAGUCUGCCUAUUCAGAUCAGGAAUCAGAGGGGAGUUUCUUAGAGGUGUUUCAGGGUCCCAAUCUGAAAGCUUUCAUAACCGGUGGGGGCCUAGUCUUAUUUCAACAGAUAACAGGUCAACCAAGUGUUCUGUAUUAUGCUGGCUCAAUUCUUCAGAGUGCUGGAUUCUCUGCUGCAUCCGAUGCUACUAAAGUGUCAGUUGUUAUAGGCUUAUUCAAGUUACUAAUGACAUGGAUUGCUGUCCUAAAAGUUGAUGAUUUAGGGAGAAGACCUCUGCUGAUUGGAGGUGUCAGCGGCAUUGCCCUUUCUUUAGUUCUCCUUUCUGCUUAUUAUAAAUUUCUUGGAGGGUUCCCUCUUGUUGCUGUUGCGGCUUUACUUCUUUAUGUUGGUUGCUAUCAGAUAUCAUUUGGGCCAAUAAGUUGGCUAAUGGUAUCAGAGGUCUUCCCGCUUCGCACUAGAGGACGGGGGAUUAGUCUGGCUGUUCUUACCAACUUUGCUUCAAAUGCUGUUGUCACCUUUGCAUUCUCUCCAUUAAAGGAGCUUCUUGGAGCAGAAAACCUCUUUCUCCUUUUUGGGGCUAUUUCUAUUGUGUCACUUCUGUUCAUUAUAUUUUCUGUCCCGGAGACAAAAGGCUUGAGUUUAGAAGAUAUAGAAUCCCAAAUCUUGAAGUGACAGCUUAAACUAGCACUUUUGAUGUGAAUGCUAUAUUUUGCUGAGUCUGUCACCUUGCAUAUAUUUCCCUUGUUAGAUUUGAUGGUCAUGGUAAUGUUUGCACUUAAGACCAUUGUAUUUUUCGUCUCUAACCAAUAUACUCAAAUCAUACAAGGGUGCUGACUCGUGAUUUUAACAUUCAUGAUUCAAUUCCCAAGAGGGUUGUCGUGCUAAUGGAGAACCUAUAACUGGGCACCAAUUUUAUUUGGACUUAUUAUGCUAAUGUGCUACAUCUAUAGUUUCUAAUGGUUCCGUUAGUACGGCGCACCACUUACCAAUCCAUAAAUCUCCUUGUUAC
This is a messenger RNA of Abrus precatorius (Indian licorice), 2220 nucleotides long. RefSeq names its product D-xylose-proton symporter-like 3, chloroplastic. The record is from RefSeq and is a predicted model, not a curated record. Gene Ontology annotation, molecular function: transmembrane transporter activity. Gene Ontology annotation, cellular component: membrane. Lineage: Eukaryota; Viridiplantae; Streptophyta; Magnoliopsida; Fabales; Fabaceae. Bases 207 to 1883 code for a protein of 558 amino acids. The transcript has 14 exons. Gene Ontology annotation, biological process: transmembrane transport.